GCUCGUGACCACAAUAUUCGCUCCUUGCAAGAUGAAAUGGCCAAUCAGGAUGAAGCUGUUGCCCGUCUCAACAAGGAGAAGAAACAUCAAGAGGAGGUCAAUCGCAAACUUAUGGAAGAUCUUCAAGCGGAAGAAGAUCGCGUGAAUCAUAUGGAGAAAGUUAGAGCCAAACUUGAGCAGCAGCUGGAUGAUCUCGAAGAUGCUAUGGAUCGUGAGAAGCGAUCACGACAGGAUCUGGAAAAGGCCAAGCGAAAGGUUGAGGGAGAACUUAAGGUUGCCCAGGAGAACAUUGACGAAAUCACAAAGCAGAAACACGAUGUUGAACAGAACUUGAAGAAGAAAGAAACGGAACUACACCAACUGUCUACUCGCCUAGAAGAAGAACAAUCUCUUGUUGCCAAGCUCCAGCGACAAAUCAAGGAACUUCAGGCCCGUAUUGCCGAAUUAGAGGAGGAACUGGAGAACGAAAGGCAAAGCCGUGCCAAGGCUACAUGUAUGAGCUCCCAUUUUAAGGCGGACCGAUCGCGCUCAGAACUGCAGCGUGAGCUGGAAGAGAUCAGCGAGCGACUUGAAGAACAGGGAGGUGCUACAGCCGCUCAGCUGGAAGCCAAUAAGAAACGCGAAGCCGAACUCGCUAAGCUGCGCCGCGACCAAGAGGUACCAUACUUUAAUCUUCAUAGUUGAAA
Molecule: messenger RNA, 686 nt
Organism: Strongylus vulgaris
Lineage: Eukaryota; Metazoa; Nematoda; Chromadorea; Rhabditida; Strongylidae
Source: the annotation of a GenBank genome assembly